Vicia faba (fava bean) is the source of this 1353-nucleotide messenger RNA. The record is from the annotation of a GenBank genome assembly. NCBI's taxonomy places the organism in Eukaryota, Viridiplantae, Streptophyta, Magnoliopsida, Fabales, Fabaceae.
AUGAAUAGGUCUCAAGAUCAAAGGUCAAGACCUGCAAAACCUCCUACAAUCCAUACUUGUGCUCUGUCUGCUGAUCUUCUUGGACUUCAGAAGUUACUUCGUGAGAAUCCUUCUCUUCUCAAUGAGAGAAACCCUGUUAUGGCACAAACACCUCUUCACGUUUCUGCAGGUAACAAUAGGGCUGAGAUAGUUAAAUUUCUUCUUGAGUGGCAAGGAUCAGAGAGAGUUGAGAUAGAGGCUAAGAAUAUGUAUGGAGAAACUCCAUUGCACAUGGCAGCAAAGAACGGGUGUAGUGAGGCAGCACAGUUACUUCUUGCACGCGGUGCUUCCGUGGAAGCAAGAGCAAAUAAUGGUAUGACACCUUUACACCUUGCAGUUUGGCACUCAUUAAGAGCAGAAGAAUUCUUAACUGUGAAAAUAUUGCUUGAACAUAAUGCCGAUUGCAGUGCAAAGGACAAUGAGGAAAUGACGCCAUUGAAUCAUCUUUCGCAAGGCCCUGGAAAUGAGAAACUUAGGGAACUAUUAAACAAGCAUCUUGAAGAGCAGAGAAAGAGGCGAGCUAUUGAAGCGUGCGGUGAAACCAAAGCUAAGAUGGAUGAACUUGAAAAGGAACUUUCAAAUAUUGUUGGUCUUUAUGAUCUAAAAAUACAGCUACGGAAGUGGGCUAAAGGCAUGCUUUUGGAUGAGAGGCGUAGAGCUCUUGGUCUGCACGUUGGCACUAGACGACCCCCUCAUAUGGCCUUUCUCGGAAAUCCUGGAACAGGUAAAACUAUGGUAGCGCGGAUCCUUGGGAGAUUACUUCAUAUGGUGGGAAUUCUACCUACUGAUAAAGUGACAGAAGUUCAACGGACAGAUUUAGUUGGCGAGUUUGUCGGUCAUACUGGUCCAAAAACCAGGAGGAAGAUCCAACAAGCAGAAGGGGGGAUUCUUUUUGUUGAUGAAGCUUAUAGGCUGAUACCAAUGCAGAAGGCAGACGAUAAGGACUACGGAUUGGAAGCACUGGAGGAGAUAAUGUCAGUCAUGGACAGUGGAAAAAUCGUAGUAAUAUUCGCAGGUUCAGAGGAACUAGCAACAAUCCUUCACAUCAAGAUGAACAGCUUAGCAGAAGAUAGUUUACUAUUUGGAUUUAAGUUGCAUUCUGAAUGCAGUAUAGAAGCUAUAUCGGCCUUGAUAGAAAGGGAAACAACCGAAAAACAACGGAAGGAAGCGAACGGUGGUUUGGUCGAUACCAUGUUGGUUAAUGCAAGAGAAAGUUUGGACCUAAGACUUAGUUAUGACUGUAUAGAUACAGAAGAACUUCUUACCAUUACAUUGGAAGAUUUAGAAGCAGGUCUUGGCCUAUUAUCACAGUAA